AUGGUGGAGUAUCUCAACGCUGCGUUGGUUCUCACGCGCGGGUCGGCGCUUCUGCCACGUCGUCUCUCCGUGCGUGUGCCUAUAGACGGUACACCUCUCUCUAUUGGCCGUGCAGAAGGGAAUGAUCUCGUUCUAGACGCCAAUCUCCUCUUUGCAUCUCAGCACCAUUGUCAGCUGAUUGUGCGGUCUGUCUCCACUGCAGCAAAGGAAACAGCGGGAAUCAUGCUGGAGGGAAAAGAGGACAAGAAUAAGGAGGAUCAUAUAGUAGAGAGUGAGGAAAAGCAUAAUACACAGCGCCAUCGCAACGGUGCUCGACAAAAGCAAAAGAAGCAAGAUCAAGACCAACAGCAUCAACAAUUAGAGCUCUGUCUGGUUGAUUUGGGCAGCAGCAACGGAACAUUUAUUAAUGACAUCCGUGUAGAGAAUGACUCCCUCACACCCCUUCAUCAUGGCGAUGUGAUUGUGCUUGGUGGAAUGCGGGAUGUGGCGGCUGGCGCAUCGUUGCCAAAAAUAUGUGGCCCGGAAAUCGUUACAUGGCGCAUCACAUUUAACGAUAACGACAGUCCGUUUGCAUUCGAAGAAACACCAGCUGUGUUUCUCUCCCCCGAUUAUAUUGAGGCAGAGGAGAAGCGAAUGACACUGCAGCUGCUGCUUCAGCAGACCGCUAUGCAAUCACCGCAGCGUGCAGUCUCGCCAACUGCUAAUUGUGAUUCAAUGCUAAAGGACGCACCGCCCCCAACAGUGGUGAAGGGAUGGUGUCGUAACCGCGAUCAAAACGAACAUCAACAACACCAACAAAAUGAAGAGCAGCAGCAGCAGGGUGAGGAAUCACCACAAACACCAGUUGCGCGCGAGGUACUACAGGAUAAGGAAAACGAUGACAACCCUGCGGGUGAUGGGAACGCAGAAAUAGAUACAUCUACAAGGCGCAGCGGUACUGUGGCGGCAGCAAUUGUGCUACGAGAUAAGAGCACAGAAUGGGGAUCACCCACCACCGUUCCCUUGCGGGCAGUUCGUCUUGAUAGAAACAGUUUCAACAUCUUGCAAACACCUUCUCUGAGGCCUAAAUCAAAACGAUUACGUCGCCAAGAUACGGAAGAAAAGGCAGACAACAACGACAACAACAAGAGUUCAUUGCAACAACACAAACUCACCCUCACACAGGAACAAUUGGAAUGGACGAUGAGUGACGGGGCAGACAUCGUAAAAAAAAAAUCUGCAAGGCGCGAACAACACCAGCAAUGUGCUGUUCACUGCAAAAUUCCAUGGUCAAAUGUGGAGCGUAUCAUGUACUGCACCUCCCAACAGGCUAUCACCGUUCUUCUACGAGAAGGAACUCAAACAUCUCUUCCUGGUAUUGGUGACAAAAAAAACAAAAAUCGAUUCGCUACAUGGCUCGUUGAUGAACCAAAAAUAAAGAAAAAAAAAAGUACAGCUGCUCAUCUACACAACAAAGACACAUUUCAACACCUCCUGGCAGAGCUUUCUCGCUUCUCCGAUACAUCCAAGAGACCAAAGCCACAACCACUAGAGGAAGAAGAGUUUAUCGCUCGCUACGCUCCCAUCAUAUAG
Trypanosoma theileri is the source of this 1572-nucleotide messenger RNA. RefSeq lists its product as uncharacterized. The record is from RefSeq and is a predicted model, not a curated record. Gene Ontology annotation, molecular function: mRNA binding; protein binding. Bases 1 to 1572 code for a protein of 523 amino acids. Lineage: Eukaryota; Euglenozoa; Kinetoplastea; Trypanosomatida; Trypanosomatidae. The transcript has a single exon.